AUGUUCACCCAUAAGUUUUCAUCCAAUAUUGCCAAAACAAACCAACAAAAAAUAUGUGACCACUGUGACAAACAAUUUUCAAAAUUGACAGUCCUAAAAGAUCAUAUUGAUAUAAAGCAUAAGUUCAAAUGCACCUCAUGUAGCAAAGAAUUCCAAUCGAAAAAAGAACUACAGAUUCACCAGAUCAUUCACAACAAUAGCGAUAAUCCACCAUACAAUUGCCAGUCAUGUGAACGGCAAAUCAAUAGUUUGGAUGGGUGCGAAUAUCACAUUGAUCUUCACUCAUCCUUUACAUACUCAUGUCCCAUCUGCAGCGAGACAAGUCCAAACAAACAAUCAGCAUUUGAACACCUGAAGAAGCAUUUUGGUGAUGAGAUUAAACAUGAAAUCAGCCUAGAAGUAGAGGAUACACCAGAUGAUGAUUUCAUUGAAAAGCUUGGUGGAAUACUUUGCUGCAUUUGCUCCACUGUGCACAGGAACCGCAUAAACUUUGAUGCACAUUUUUCACUGAAGCAUGGAUGCCAAGACAUAGUCUACACAUGCAACGAAUGCAAAAAGCAAUUUGAUAAGUACUCAGUUUUCGGCAAUCACUGUUACAAUCAUUUCAUGAAAAACAGAUUUGAGUGCGACCAGUGCUGCAAGGCCUUCCCCCGCCUGUCUCUGCUCGCGACGCACACGGAGGCCUACCACGGCGGAGGCUUAACUGGAUCGAAGCCCUUCGCAUGUCCCCGCUGUGAACAUCGUGUUGCAACCCUAAGGGCACUGCGGGUGCACCUCCGUGAACAGCACCACAUCACUUGCGUGCAGUGCCCCAGGGAGGGCUGCGAGAGAAUUUUUGAAACACCAAAAGAGCUGACCUUCCACCAACGCCACCACGACGCCGCGCAGAACUGGUGCCGUCAGUGCGGGCUGCUGUUUACCACACUGUCCUCCUGCGAGAAACACCUGGACGUGCACCGUAAAAAGACCUACUCGUGCCCAGUCUGCGGCCGCUGCUACGGGGAAAAGCAUCUGGUGAUAAAACACGUUUCCAAGCACUUUGAAACGGUCGUGCACAUCUGCAAGGUAUGCGGAAAGAUAUACAACGCCAAGAACCGUCUAGUACAGCACAUCAAGGUCCACUCAGACGUGAAGACGCACACCUGCACCCAUUGCGGUAAGGGAUUCAUAAAACUCAGCCACCUGGAGCAACAUCUGAACACCCACACCGGUGUGAAGCCAUACAAAUGUGUCGCAUGCCCGAAGACGUUCGCCAGCUACCCAAAUCUGCAUAAACAUUUGCGUAGAAUGCAUAACAUUGAUGGGAAGGAUAUAAGAAAGACGCUUUCCGAAGCAGCCAACGAUGGCAUUAGUGAAAACUCAACAGAUGCUAGCAGCUCGAAGGAGAGCACUGUAAUUUUCGAUACCGAACUUGUUAAAAACGAGGAUAAUUUCACAAUCAACGUCCCAGAGACUAAAGAGCAAGCAUACAAAUAUUCAGAAACCGACGACAGUACAAUGGAAUCUGUCAGCAUUGACCCAACAGUCAUAGAGAAAGAGUUGCAGAUAUUUGAAGCUUCCACUAACAUGGGCACCCAUGUCCUGCCACUGAACAAUACCCUGUUUGUUUCUGAAUCGGCGCAGGAGGCGACGGUGCCCGGCGGCUGGUCGGGCUACCCGCUGGAGUACGGGCCCGAGUUCAACAGCGGGCCCGAGUCCGCCGGCGGCUCCGGGUUCAUCGACCUCGACGAGCACGUGCUGCCCCACAUCGACCCGCUGCUCACGAUCCGGAGCGACCUGCAGUACGACGGCUUCGACGCGACAGCCCUGUCGGCCGACUUCGACGGCGACAAGUGGGAGCCGAUCAUCACCAAGGUGUACCAGGACUACGCCUGCGGCCCGGUGAUGAACACCGACAUAUUU
Iphiclides podalirius (scarce swallowtail) is the source of this 1902-nucleotide messenger RNA. Lineage: Eukaryota; Metazoa; Arthropoda; Insecta; Lepidoptera; Papilionidae. The record is from the annotation of a GenBank genome assembly.